UAACGCUUCCCGUGCUGUCCACAACCGGAGGUGGAAACAGCGGAGGGAAUACAGCAAAAGCCAUGGUAUCUGAUCAGAUCUCUCAGGCCGUACUAUCCACUUCAAGCCUCCUCCAUCUCAUGGAGCAAUCCUCCCCUUCCCAGGCCCAACUGACAAAGCUGCCAAAGAACCUUUUGCUAAAAACAUCUACAAUAAAGAAUACUGGACAGUUGUUGGAGCAGAUGCCUCGGGUGAUUUCAUCCCUUGAUGCAUAUAUGGAAAACGGGUUACAAAGUGUUCCUUAUUUCAACUUCCAUACUUUUCUCCUCCCAGGAGCGUGAGGUGGAAAAUGCAAAAGUGGGCUAAUGAUCCCAACUGUGUACCAAUUUUGCUGUGCGUUGGCCAAAGUUGGAAAGAAACAUUCGGAGUUCUUGUUCAGAAUGGUCAGAGUAGAUUAUAUGUUAUCUCAACGUACAUAAACACGCUAUAGAAUUGUGCCAAUAGAUUCAACAUGGAGUAGAUGUCUUUCUUU
This is a messenger RNA of Pyrus x bretschneideri (Chinese white pear), 511 nucleotides long. Its product is annotated as tobamovirus multiplication protein 2B. NCBI's taxonomy places the organism in Eukaryota, Viridiplantae, Streptophyta, Magnoliopsida, Rosales, Rosaceae. The transcript is spliced from 4 exons. The record is from RefSeq and is a predicted model, not a curated record. Bases 63 to 320 code for a protein of 85 amino acids.